AUGUUGCAAAAAUUAACUAAUUUUAUAGUUGUCACUGUGAUAUUGUUAAGGUUUACGACGGCCAAAUUUGUGUUCAGAUCAUUGGAUCAUCUAAGAUUGAGUAGUGUCAAUGAUGUUAUUACUGAAAAUGGGAAAAAAUCUGAAAAGGUAAUUAAAACAAAGCAAGAUGAUAUAAUAAAUAGUGACAGUCCUUUUGUUUACUGGCCUGCAGAUAAGAACGUAAAGUCGCGCACAAAAUUUCAAAAUAAAUCACCUAAUAAUGAUUUAAUUAAUUUGGAUCCAGAUCGAAUUUUGUACACUGCUGAUUCCCUUGGUAAUCCUUUCACAGCGCCGGAUAGAUGUGUAAGAAUCGCUAGUGACUUGACGUAUUUAUGUGAUCCGGAUAAUAUUUUAUCGCAACAAGAGCAGUUACAACUUAACACUAAACUCAAGCAAUUCCCUACUAAAAACUUCCACUACUGCCCUGAUAGUCGACAAUACGGUUUGAAGGUUGGAAUGCUGUUGGUGAACAAUAUAUUGGUACCUUUUCCUAAAAGCCUGGAUGAUGCAGCACAGUUGCUAUGCCAAGAGCUGAUAGAUAAAUGGGGAUUAGGAAAUAAAGAUUGUAACGAUGGCAUUAUGGUACUAUAUAUCAAGAACAACAAUGCAAUCUUUAUCGCAACCAAAGAUGCAAAUGACACACUCUUAUCUACGGAUAAGAUCACCAAUAUCGAGGAAAUUUUCACAAAUAAUUUAAACACAAACAACAAUGAUUACCGAUCAUUAAGUGAUUUAGUUGACAAUUUGAGCGAUGCAUUGCCUAAAAAAACAGAAGGCACUAAAUGGUCUGUAAUAAUACCCUGCGCCAUAGUGAUACUGUAUCUGGUUGGGGUGGGGGCAAUGUAUAAGAUCAGUUAA
Messenger RNA from Babesia microti strain RI, 897 nucleotides. Its product is annotated as BmGPI11, Conserved protein, unknown function. NCBI's taxonomy places the organism in Eukaryota, Apicomplexa, Aconoidasida, Piroplasmida, Babesiidae. Bases 1 to 897 code for a protein of 298 amino acids. The transcript has 8 exons. The record is from RefSeq and is a predicted model, not a curated record. Gene Ontology annotation, cellular component: acetylcholine-gated channel complex.